AUUUAUCCUUACGUGUCCGCUUUGAGACCAUUCUGGAAUACGCCUGUCCGGCUAAGCCUCCUUCUCAGAGGACCUCACAAUUCAAUCAGCGGUGUCAUUGCUGCCGCUGCGGCAUGGUGCCCGUCUGGCAACCUAAUCCAUAAAAGCAUCUGAAUGGCAGCUGCAGUGAGCACUCGACUGCGAACUUGAAGCAACAUGGCUCGCCCUCUCCGCAUCGACGUCCACCACCACAUCUUCCCCGCCGGCUCGCGCAAGUCUGAAGAUCUCGACGCCUCCGUGGGCUUCCGCGUCCCCCCGGAGAAUGUCCCUUGGACGCCCCAAGUGAGCCUCCGCGCCAUGGACGCGCUCAACAUCGACCUCGCCGUCCUCUCCGUGCCCACGGGCAUGCCUGAGGGCCCCGCCGGUCCCGAGAACCGCCGCGCAGCGAGGGGGCUCAACGAGAUGCUCGCCAAUAUAUGUAAGGACCGUCCCGGCAGGUUUGGCUUCUUCGCGGCGACGCCGGUGCUAGACGAUACGGUGGGCGUACUGGCGGAGAUUGCGUAUGCUUUGGACGAGCUGGGCGCGGAUGGGGUUGGGUUGGCAUCGUCGUAUGGGCAGGGCAAGGAUGCGGUGUACGUGGGUGACGACGCAUUCGACCCGGUCUGGCAAGAGCUGGAUAGUCGCGGCGCAAGUGUACACCUGCACGGUACGCAGACGCCUUCGUCAACCCCCUGGCCGCAUGAAUACCUCGGGAUCCCAAUCACGGAGGUUCCCAACGAGACCUAUAAAGGCGCCGCGCACCUCGUCGUGACCGGCAAGAAGCGGCGCUUCCCCAACGUCAAGAUCAUCCUCUCUCACCUCGGAGGCAGCACGCUGAUCCUCGCGCCCCGUGCUGCCGUGCUCUCGCGGCACAUGGGCUCCGCGCUCACACCCGAGGAGAUCAUGGACGACUUCAAGACCUUCUACGUUGACACUGCGCUGGCUGCGCACGACACCACGCUUGGGCUUGCGAAAAGUAUGCUCGCGCCGGACCGUGUCCUGUUUGGCACCGACUUUCCAGCCGUAAGCAAAGAUAUGGCUGCUUGGUACCAGACGAACUUGGACGAAUUCUACAAGGAUGAGCCCGCCCUGCUCAAGGCAGUCUCGAGCGACAACGCUCUCAGGCUCAUGCCGACGCUGCAGAAUCGCCUCACCGGGGUACAAUUGUAGCUACCCGCGGAGCGGUGCCAUCGGGGUGUCUCUGCGGACCCAUAUGGCUACUGAUUACAACGACGCUAUACUGGUACCAUCCAGUC
This is a messenger RNA of Fomitopsis serialis, 1274 nucleotides long. RefSeq lists its product as uncharacterized. Lineage: Eukaryota; Fungi; Basidiomycota; Agaricomycetes; Polyporales; Fomitopsidaceae. The transcript is spliced from 5 exons. Gene Ontology annotation, molecular function: carboxy-lyase activity; hydrolase activity. The record is from RefSeq and is a predicted model, not a curated record. Bases 196 to 1188 code for a protein of 330 amino acids. Gene Ontology annotation, biological process: secondary metabolic process. Gene Ontology annotation, cellular component: cytoplasm.